AUGCUGUCGCUUUACUCGAGCGAGUUCGUUCGCCGAAGUACCUGGACAUGCCUAUCAUGCUCCGCCCUUUCCAGAACAUCCCAAACCCUGAUAGCAAGCCCACCAAAUAAAUUACCAGCACACGACCACCAGCGCAAACACUCAUCCUCGAAGACCCCAAGUCCGCCCAAAGAUGAGACCCGGGCCAUCACUACUCCCUCUGAAGCCCCCAGCAAAGAUGCUAAAGCCGCGGUCAAGGAAGGCAUAGAGAAACGCCCCAACACCCGUAUCAGCAAACGGAAGUCGAAAGACAGCAUCCAAGACACGGCGGGGAAGAGCAGUAAUGAGUUGACAUUCAAUCUGCCAAGUGUGCCCACGACGAACCACUUGCAUGCCGUUGAUGUUCACAUGUCAAACUUCUUCUCAUUACACAGGCCCAUAUCCGUCACAAUGCCUAUACCGCCAGAGUCUUCUGCUGCUGCCUUUUCUUCGAUCUUUGACCCAAAACCGAUCCCGAAGCACAAACCGACCAAUGUUAUCUACACCCUCUCAUCCGCCGUCAAUACACUCGAGAAUACUGCCUCGAGCACCCAGAACCAGAACUCCCAGCCAAUGACACAAGAAGAAGUCGAUCUCCGUGCUGCUGUCACUCAGGCCUCACACUCCAACGCUCACCCCUCUCCUCACCAUCUCGACUUACCAGCUAAAACCUUUCACCUUAACCUGCAAGAGCUUGUCAAGAACUUCCGGCCCUACAUGAGACCACUACCUCCCGUUCCGAUGGACUCUGCUCUCCCCGAAGGAGCCCCACGGAAGACUUCUGAGCAAGCCGAACUCCAAUCCGAAUCAAUCGUCACGCAAAAAACCUUCACCACGACCCUCACUAUACAAGAAAGCACGUACCGUAGCGGCCGUAAGUCCUACGAGUCGCACACCACCCCUAUCGUCGAAGGCCCGAGCUCUUCUGCAGGAGAAAGGGAGAAAGAGGUAUAUUUGCCACCUGCACCCCGCGGCCAGCCAUUCCUGGGACGGAUGCGGGAAAGGCAGUUACAGUACAUGGAUAGGUUAGGUGAUGGCGAAAUAUGGCAGGUUAUCAGCGUGAAGAGGCAACGGAAGUUGAAGAUGAAGAAGCAUAAAUAUAAGAAAUUAAUGAAGAGGACGAAGAAUCUGAGGAGGAGGUUGGAUAGGACAUGA
This is a messenger RNA of Letharia lupina, 1173 nucleotides long. RefSeq lists its product as uncharacterized. Gene Ontology annotation, biological process: mRNA processing. Bases 1 to 1173 code for a protein of 390 amino acids. The transcript has 2 exons. Lineage: Eukaryota; Fungi; Ascomycota; Lecanoromycetes; Lecanorales; Parmeliaceae. Gene Ontology annotation, cellular component: mitochondrion. The record is from RefSeq and is a predicted model, not a curated record.